Messenger RNA from Liolophura sinensis, 535 nucleotides. RefSeq lists its product as uncharacterized. The transcript is spliced from 4 exons. The record is from RefSeq and is a predicted model, not a curated record. NCBI's taxonomy places the organism in Eukaryota, Metazoa, Mollusca, Polyplacophora, Chitonida, Chitonidae. Bases 20 to 535 code for a protein of 171 amino acids.
CGUGGGGUGGCCAAGAAGUAUGUAUGAAUAUCCUGGCCAAGGCAUGCGUAUGUCCAUGAACGGGCGCGCGAGCCCCACACCUCUGGAGGCUUCCGGACUGUGGAGAAACGUGCUAAUGAGGCACGCCAGAAUCCACAGGAACCAUUUGGCAAUAAAAGGCGAUGGGACAUGGUGCUUCCCUGGAGAACACGAAUACACAGAAGAGGAGCUGGAGAAUUACAAGUCCUCUUAUUUCGGGAAGAACACCAACCCGGACAGGCCUCUGUCUAAUGAUUCCUGCUAUGAUCGAUUGUUCUGCACACAUUACACAUAUAACAACAAAAAUCCUCGGGAUGACAGAACUCCAAGUCUUACGAUAGGAAGGAGAUAUCACACAGAGGAGACAAAGCGUACUGUCCCGCUACUAACGUCUUCCUUGUACGGGAGCAGGCUGAACCAUCCUGUGGAGCUAUUUGAGAGGCAUUUGGUGCGCGUUAAUCACAUAAUGAAAUCCUUCUAUCGUAACAGGGGGACCGGAUUGCCUCCUAUAUCCUAA